ACCGUUGGUUCUCAACCUCAAACCCGUCACAGAGCUAAUGGCCAGGGCUCUGCUCUCUCAACCUCUCAAUCUGCCGUCGCCUUAUCCACUCUCUUCCCUCCCCGCCUCCACCAAAUCGGACUGCUACUUCACCGCCGCCGCUACCAGAAUCAGACCAUCAACCACCGCCGCCAGAAUCACAGCCAGUGCCAAGGGCAAAGAUGAAACGGACGACGGCGACGCCGAUCGUUCCGGUUUCAACCCCUUUGGGUUCGUCACCGACAAUCCGUCGAGCCGGAGUGCAAUUCAACUUCCCGAGAGCCCCGCUGAGGAUGGCAAUGUCGGCCAAAUGCUCUAUAGAAUAGAAGAUAAAGGAMAGGAAUAUGGCUCUUACGUCAAAUCUGGGAAAUUCAGAUGGUUUGUUAGAGAGACUGGGUCUGCCAAAAGCCGGCGGGGAACUAUAGUCUUCCUUCACGGCGCUCCAACACAAUCUUAUAGCUAUCGAGUUGUUAUGUCUGAGAUGUCUGGUCUUGGAUUCCACUGCUUUGCUCCUGAUUGGAUAGGAUUCGGUUUCAGUGACAAGCCACAGCCAGGAUACGGAUUUAAUUAUACAGAGAAAGAGUACCAUGAGGAACUGGAUAAACUACUUGAUGUGCUCGGUGUCAACGCUCCCUUUAACUUAGUGAUUCAGGGUUUUUUGGUCGGAUCAUAUGGAUUGACAUGGGCCUUGAAAAAUCAAAGCAGAAUAUCAAAGAUAUCCAUUCUAAACAGUCCACUAACGGUUUCUUCUCCUGUUCCUGGGUUAUUUCAACAGCUAAGAAUCCCUCUGUUUGGUGAAUUCACAUGCCAGAAUGCAGUUAUGGCCGAACGUUUUAUUGAAGCAGGUAGCGCAUAUGUAUUGAAGCUGGAAAAGGCCGAUGUUUAUAGACUUCCAUACUUGUCUAGUGGAGGACCUGGUUUUGCUUUACUUGAAGCAUCAAGAAAAGCUAAUUUCAACGAUAUCUUAAGUCGGAUAAGUGCUGGCUUUGCUUCUGGAAGAUGGGACAAACCAAGUCUUGUUGUUUGGGGCAUUUCAGAUAAGUAUCUUCCCCAGUCCAUUGCAGAAGAGUUUCAAAAACAGAACUCAACAACAAUCAAGCUCAAGUUAAUUGAAGGGGCUGGCCAUAUGCCCCAAGAGGACUGGCCCGAGAAGGUAAUCAAAGCUCUGCGGUCAUUUUUCUGAAAUUCUACAGAGAAAUUAGCAUUGCCAUCUCCUCAAGAUUCCCGGUAACUUUAUUGUUCAUAAACAUAGUUAUUUUGUAUGAAUUUACAUUGAUAUUUCAUUCAACCUUACAUAAUAUCUCCAUUAAAAGACUUUGCAUAUUGAAUAUUGACACCUGGAAUACUCAGAAAAGUAGGGAUAUUAGGAGAAAAAUACAGCAUAGGGCGUUAAUUUCAAGGGAGUCUUAGCUCUUAGGUGCCUAAAUUAUUAGCUGGUACAAUGAAUUAAUUUUGUCUAAAUUAUUGAAUACUAUCCUGCAUGGCUACAACUACUAAUAUCCUUGAUUUUCUCAUGCA
Messenger RNA from Momordica charantia (bitter melon), 1536 nucleotides. RefSeq names its product alpha/beta-Hydrolases superfamily protein. Gene Ontology annotation, molecular function: catalytic activity. Lineage: Eukaryota; Viridiplantae; Streptophyta; Magnoliopsida; Cucurbitales; Cucurbitaceae. The record is from RefSeq and is a predicted model, not a curated record. Gene Ontology annotation, cellular component: chloroplast.